AUGCCUCCUGGUCUCCCUGAACCGGACCGCGACAGCGUGGACUCAGAGGUCAUUCUCCCAGUAGACGCCGAUACCAAAGCUCAGGAUCAACUGAAUGGGGAGCAGAGCAAUGAUGUGAAAACUGUUGACCCUCCAAGUGGUCGAGGCGAGAUAGAAGACCCUUCCGACUCUGAAGGCUCUGAGGAAGGCGGCGAAUAUAACGUAGAGGCGAUUCGAGGCCACCGAAUCUACAAAGGCGUGGUGCUAUACGAGAUCAAGUGGCAAGGAUACCCUGAAGAAGAGAACACAGACGAGCCCGAAGAAAAUCUAUUGCCACACGCCCGCCAAAUCCUUGCAGAUUACCACGAAAGCAUUGGAGGUGCCCCAACAACAGGUCUCAAGAAGUCGAAAUCCAAACAGUCACUUCGCCGGCAAGCUUCCACCGACGAUUCUCCCGCUCCUUCUGCCAAGAGACAGAAACGCAAUGGUUCUCUUGGCCGUCCCGAUUUGACAGAAUCAUGGACCCCUACCAAAGAAGAUUGGGAGCCUCUAGUACUCAAGAUCGAGACAGUAGAGAAAGACCCGUCGGGACAGCUGGUCGCAUAUGUCGUCUUCAAUAACGGCAAGAAAACAAAAGUCGGCAUGGACAAAAUCUAUCGGCAUUGCCCGCGCCCAAUGCUCAAAUUCUACGAAAAUCAUCUCAAAUUUUCGUAA
Molecule: messenger RNA, 693 nt
Organism: Exophiala aquamarina CBS 119918
Lineage: Eukaryota; Fungi; Ascomycota; Eurotiomycetes; Chaetothyriales; Herpotrichiellaceae
Exons: 3
Coding region: 1-693 (230 amino acids)
Biological process (GO): chromatin organization; negative regulation of transcription by RNA polymerase II
Cellular component (GO): pericentric heterochromatin; nucleus
Molecular function (GO): chromatin binding
Source: RefSeq, a predicted model, not a curated record